AUGGGCGGAAAGAAGGAGGAUAAGGCGAAGGAGGGGAAGGAGAAGGAGGUCGCGGGCAAGCCCGAGGACGGGAAGGCGGGCGAGGAGAGCAAAGUGGAGGAGAAAAAGGAGGUGCUGACGCCGGCGCAGGUCCUCCUGAGCAGCGUUGGGUUGAUAGAGCAGGCGGUGCGGCACAAGGACACGCGGUUCUUGAUCGGACGGGUCCUGCGUCAGACAGCGGGCGUGCGCAAGGCCCUGGAUGCAGCGCUGCUUACCGAGUGCGCCACCGCGGUGCUGCCCGCGGAGAGCUCCGCCCGGCAGGUCGUCGCAGAUGCACUCAAGAGCAUCGAGGCGGGGAGCAUGGAGACGGACGACGGCGACGCGGACAAGGCCGGCGCGGCCCCCCCCUUCAAGGACGCCAAGCUCACCAGCGUCCCGGAGGUCGAGGUGUUUUUGCUGCUGGUGACGAUCAUGCGGCUGCUGGACCACGACAAGCUCCCUGAGGCUCUGGCUCUCACCAGCCGAGCGGUGGACUUCAUCUGCGAGUUCGACAGGCGUACCAUGGACCACCUCGCCGCGCGCGUGUACUUCUACUACGCGUAUGCCCACGAGCGCUGCGGACAGCUCCGCAGCAUCCGAGCGCGCCUCCUGCGGCUCCACCAAACCGCGACCCUCCGCCACGACGAGAUCGGCCAGGAGACGCUGAUGAACCUCGUGCUCCGCAGCUACAUCCUGGACUCGCUGUACGACCAGGCCGAGAAGUUCCGCGCCAAGGCGCAGCGCCCCGAGACCUCCCGGUCCAACCAGCAGCUCUGCCGAUACCUGUACUACCUCGGGCGGAUCCGCGCGGUGCAGCUCGAGUACUCCGACGCCAAGGACAGCCUCCUCCAGGCCACGCGGAAGGCGCCCUCCGUCGCCCUCGGCUUCCGCAUCGAGGCGACGAAGUGGCUGACGAUCGUGCGGCUCUUGCUCGGGGAGCUGCCGGAGCGCGCGGAGCUCUUCCACCCGACCGUGCGCGUCCCGCUGGCGCCGUACGCGGCGCUGGCGCAGGCGGUGCGCCGCGGCGACCUGCGGCACUUUGCGCAGGUGACGGAGACGCACGCCGAGGCGUUCCAGGCCGACGGGGUGCUGCGGCUCAUCGUGCGGCUGCGCAACAACGUGAUCCGCGCGGGGCUGCGCCGGAUCUCGCUCGCUUACUCGCGGAUCUCGCUCGCGGACGUCGCGGCGCGCCUCGGGCUCGACGCGGGCGACGACGGCGACGUCGAGCACAUCGUCGCCAAGGCGAUCCGCGACGGCGCGGUGGACGGCACGAUCGACGCGAGCGAGGGCGUGCUGCUGUCGCGCGAGGUCGUCGACGUGUACGGGACGUACGAGCCGCAGAAGGCGUUUGACGCGCGCAUUGCGUUCUGCCUCGACCUGCACAACGAGGCGGUGCGCGCGAUGCGGUUCUCGGACAAAAGCGCUGCCGGGAAGCGGAGCAAGAUCCCCACGGAGGAGGAGCUGGCGGAGGCGCUCGAGGACGUGGUCGACGAGGAGUUCUGA
Messenger RNA from Pedinophyceae sp. YPF-701, 1521 nucleotides. The record is from the annotation of a GenBank genome assembly. Lineage: Eukaryota; Viridiplantae; Chlorophyta; Pedinophyceae.